Physella acuta is the source of this 9527-nucleotide messenger RNA. RefSeq lists its product as uncharacterized. Lineage: Eukaryota; Metazoa; Mollusca; Gastropoda; Physidae. Gene Ontology annotation, molecular function: G protein-coupled receptor activity. The record is from RefSeq and is a predicted model, not a curated record. Gene Ontology annotation, biological process: G protein-coupled receptor signaling pathway. Gene Ontology annotation, cellular component: membrane.
ACUGCACAAUAAAAGAACUGAAUGAGCUAUUUUUAUAAACAUGCUUGGCAUUUGCUUGUGUCGUCCUACUGGUCUUUGGGUUGGGCAACACACCGGUCUGUGUUUAUUUUCUAGAGGGUGGUGCAUUGUGAUAUUUUAUGAAUUCAUAGAUUUUAUUUAAGUUCAGGUAUGUGUGCAUUCAUGAUUUGAAGCCCAAGUGUGGAUGUGAUAGACAAUAAUAAUUCAUCAAGUGAAUCAAGUGUUACUAACGUAGGCCAGGGAGGGAGCUGAAGGACAAAAUGGGAAAGCUCUGGCUUAUUAUAGCUGCUUUCAUAGUGAGCCUUUGUCAAGCACAAUACACUGUUCUUGAGCAAGUCUGUUCAUCUAAUAAGCAGUCAGUCAGUGUUGAUGCAUUAAAUGCACAAGUACUUAUUGGAGGCCUUUUUGAUAUUCGAGAACCUGGCAUAAAUGGAAUUGGAUGUGGAAAGCCUAAUCCAGCAAUGAUGCAAGUCUUCGAGGCUGCCAGAUAUGCUAUCACACUAAUGAAAAACGAAUUUGGUAUUAAUUAUGGCAUGACCGUGUAUGAUACAUGUUCUAACCCUAGACAAGCAGUGAAAGGCUUGCAGAGCAUCUAUCCACAAACUACAUCAAAUAACCCAUUCUGUCCAUCAAACACUAUGGUUUUGACAGGUGUGGUUGGAUCAUUGUCUAGCUCCACCUCCAUGAAAGCUGCUGAACUUGCCUCUCAGUUAUCUGUUGGUAUGGUGUCGCCAGCUGCCAUGGCAACUGACCUCAGCAACAAGUACAGAUACCCAACAUUUCUCAGAACAGUUCCUUCAAAUACUAUUUUAGCCAAGGCUGUCACAGAACUCUUAAUCCAGCUGAGGUGGCAGAAUAUUCUUGUUGUGUACGUCAACGACGACAAUGGUAGAAACCUGUACGAGCAGCUGCUACAAGCUACAUACAACCAGGGGCUGUGUGUGUCUUUUUCCUUACCCCUUGGUGCUAGCGUUGAUAAAGACAGCUACAAAACUGUGCUACAAAACAGCGGUUACAGCAACUUUGGGGCAGCGGUACUUUUGGCUUCAGAAUCUCAGAGCAGGGUCAUCAUGCAAGCUGUAGAUGAGGUUACCAGCUUCAGCAGCACCCAGUGGAUACUCACUGGCCUGGAUAUUACAACAGACCCGAGCUCAUUGAAUCGCGUUCGUGGUGCACUUGUUGUUUUACCUCGCUCCCCAUUCAUUCAAGAAUUCAAAGAUUAUUUUGUUGGACUCAAAUCCAGUCCACUAAACAAUACUGGAAACCCCUGGUUUAAAGAAUGGUAUGAACAAACCUACAGCUGUUCAUUUGCAGCCAACAAUUGUGCUGCCCCACCGUCCUUAUCCUACUACUUCCAAAGCCCAUGGGUAGUCCCAACCAUCAAGUCCAUGUUUGCAUAUGGUUCAGCAGUUCGCACAGCAUGUAGCAACAACAGAGGACUAUGCAGUGAUUUAAGCAGAAUAUCACCCCAAGACUUUUAUUCUAUACUGCAAAAAGUUGACUACACGUUUCCCGAUACUUUCUCUGUCUCUGGCUUGAGGAACCAAAGAAUCAGAUUUGAUGCAUUUGGUGACUCAGACGCUUCUGAGUUUACUGUAUACAAUUUCAAUAACAGAGGUGGUAGCUAUACAUUUGAAGAGAUAGGGGCAUACGUAUCCAGUGUUCUGACUCUAACCAAACAGCCUGUCUUCUAUGACUCUACAAGAAAUAACGUCCUAACAAGUAAUCCUACGGCUACAUGCCAGUCUUUAGGAUGCCUGAAUUGUUUACUGCCUCAAAGAAACGUCACCUACCGCUACUCCCCAGGUGACAUCGUUAUCGCCUCGUUAGUCCAGGCACACUUACCUGGCCGUACCCCGUUCACAUGCGGGGAUGGGAUUAUCCCUAGAUUAUCAUCCCUCGUGGCUAUCGAGUGGGCUCUGUCCAACUAUAAAAGAAUCAACCCUAACAAGCUGAAUGGAGUAUCCCUGGGGUACAUGAUUGCAGAUGUCUGCCCAGACUCACUGGUAGCACGUGGGUUCCUCACAGACCUGCUGAGUGGAAAUAACCGUCUGACAGACGCCAGUGGAGCAGCUAUUCCUUCAGACACAAUACGCGCCUUCAUUGACUUGACAGAGAGUGACACAGCGAAGAGCGUGAGCCCAAUAUUAUCCAGUUACAUGAUCCCUGAGGUACAGGUUGGGGCUACAACGCCUGACGUGAGAAACAGCCUUGCAACACCCUACUUCACACGAGCUGUACCCAACGACGAGGUCUUCUACAGUGCUGUUGCUAGCAUGCUCCAAUCUCUGGGAUGGAAAUAUGUGCAGGUGGCAACUUAUUCAAGUGGUCCAUACAAUGACAUGACACAAACAUUUAUCAAAGUGGCUGCCAACUAUGGUAUUUGUGUGGUGAGCACAGUUCAGCUGUUUGACAGUACCUUGACCAGUCGUUACAACACUAUGCUGGAUAUGUUGCUAGGCAACUACGAGUCACAGGUUGUUGUGGUCAUUGGAGGUCAAGAAGAUGUUAGGGGCCUGCUUACAGCCCUCCGUUCAAGAAAUGCUGUUGGACAGCUGCAACUAGUAGCUGGGACAGACAUGUGGGCCAGAAAUCCAGACUACGUCAAAGGUCUAGAGACAGCGGCCGAAGGGUCCAUUGUAUUGGGUCUAGAGAUGGCUGCGGAUGCUGACUUCAACACCUACAUCAGGUCUCUUAGCCUAACCAUAAUCCAGGCCCAGCCAUUCCUGCGUGAACUGUUUGAGAUCUCCAACCUGUGUUCUCUAGAUCCAUCCACCAGAGGAAUGUACAGCAGGACCUGUACUGCUAGUGAUAGCUUUAAUAUAUUUCAGGGUAAAACUCCAUACAUCAUCCAGAGUGUGUAUACACUGGCAGACAAACUACACGAGCUUCUCACUGAACUGUGUAGCAGCGGCUACUCAGGCCUCUGCGCUAACUUCCGUUCUGCUGCCAAUAUUAGCAUGCUCCUAGACGCUAAGCUACAAAAUUUGGCCAAGUCUAAUGGCUAUGGCAUCAAAAACGGAGAAGGGAUUACGGAUUAUAGAUUUUUUGUCUACAAACAGAGCGCCUACACACAGUUUGGACAGUUCAACACAGAAAACCAGAUGCUGUCCAGCAUGACUGCCAGUCUGCUGGGCAACUACCAAACCAGAAUUUCUAGAUGCAGUGGAGCCUGUCUGUCAUGUGACUACAUGUUUUCAAUUCAAAACAUUCAGUACAACACUGGUGAUUGGCUGAUUGCUGGGGCUUUUAGUGCUAGUGACCCAGGUCCAGACCUGCUACAGCCCUAUGUGUGUGGUGCCAUCAGGCUAAGCAAUGGCCCACAGUACACGGCGGCCAUGCUUUUUGCCAUUGAUCAAGUCAAUAAAAAGUUAGCCAGUGUUUCUGUGCCAGGAGUCAAGUUUGGCAGUCUUGUGAUGGAUCACUGCAACAACCCAAACCGCACCAACCUGCUUGUCUCUGGGGUCUACUCCGGACUGAUGAACAACAUUGGGGUGGACAACAGCAAGGUGCUGGCGUGGAUGACUGACAACACUGCCAGCACUGAUGAGGCGGAGAAAAUUUUAAAUCCUCUUGGUGUUGCCAUUGUGAGUCCAUCAGCCACCUCAGCUAAACUGAAGUCCUACCCCAACUUCUUCAGGACUGUACAGGGAGACCAAACUAUUGCCCUGGCUCUGGUGAAGAUCAUCAAGGCUCUUGGCUUUCCUUACAUUCAGCUGGUGUAUGGAGCUAAUGAUUACGGGCGAGGGGGCAGGGACACACUGACUGCUGUCACUCAAGCAGAGGGGAUCUGUAUCACCAACAGCCAGGAGCUGUCGUCCACCAACACUGCCGGUCAAGUUAUAGCUUCACUGCUGGCACAAAGGACAGAUGUUGUUGUCCUGUUUUUGGGCAGCUCCGACACCGACACCUUCUUGACCGCUGUCGCAGCUGACAGCAAUGCCAGGUCUAGGCUGGUCAUUCUCAUGCCUGAGCCUUACACUAAGAUUGUGCAGAAAAUUUCCAGCAGCAUAACCCGCCCUAUAAUCAGCCUGAAAAUGCAGAAGAAAAACACCCUGUCAAAAUACAACGCCUACAUCAACAGCUCUCCCAUCAGCAACCCGUACUUUGCCAAAUACUACAUGAAAGUAAUGAACUGCAACCUCCCAGGGUACUCCACCUACACUAGCCCAUGUCCAAUGCCUCUCAAACCCAUCACCAACAGCGCCAGCUACGAAGAAGACAACUACGUCUUAUCCACCAUCAACAGCGUUUACGCUAUAGUCAAUGCCCUGGACCUGACCAUACGUGAUUAUUGUGGACAAAACUACGUGACACCUUGCUAUGUCUACUACGCUUCAUCUAACAAGCUUGACAGAUUUAACCAGAGACUGAACGACGUCAGCUUUGUUGAUGAGGGACAGAACAGUUUCCGUUUCUUGGACAGAGAGGGCAACACAGCGUACGACAUUCUACAGUGGCGAAAUGGGGCUGUUGCUUACACCUCAAUAGGGAGCUACGCCGGAUCAUCCCUAGAUUUAAUGGACUCCAGUUUAUCUUUUUACUCUACCGUUGUAUCACAAUGUGCCGGGUCCUGUAUCACCUGUAACAUACGGGCUCUCAACUACUCAUACACGACUGGGGAUAUUUACCUGGGAGGUAUGUUUGACGUCCACGACCGAUCCUUGAGCCCUUUCACAUGUGGUGGGAUCAACAAGAUUCACGGGUUCCUUCUCCUGGAAGCCUUCCAUUACGCCCUGGACAAAGUCAACUCCAAAAAGGGCCAGUUUGCCGACAUUUUGAAGAACGUCAAGCUGGGCGGUGUUGGGCUGGACGCCUGCGGUUCUCAAGUCCGAGGAGGGUAUUUGGUCAGCAACAUAAACAAUGGUCUCACGACCCUUACUCGAGAUGGGAUUACCAUCCCCCCGUCUUUGAUUGAUGCAUAUAUUGGGUCUUAUGAUAGCACGGCUUCCAUCUACUUGGCCAAAAUACUGACAGACUUGAAGAUCCCACAGAUCAGCUAUGCUUCUGGUAGUGAAGACCUGAGUGACAAGAGAGUCUUUCCUUACUUCUUCCGCACUGUGCCCUCAGAUGGGAACCAGGUGUCGGCAAUGCUGAGCCUGUUGGACCAGCUGGACAUCAGAUAUGUGCAGAUACUAUAUGAAGACAACAGUAAUGGUAACACAGCCAGAGAUGCCUUCAUUGCUCAGGCAGCUAGUAAAAAGAUUUGUGUUGCACAGACUGUAUCCUACCAAAAUAUUGGGAUUGUAAGCCCUCAAGUAGCAAACAGCAUUGUGUCCAAGUUGAUUGAGAUCCCUGCAGCUAAUACAGUCAUCACCUUCAUCGGAGCUGAAUAUGUGAAUGCCUUGUUGGCAGCUAUCACCCGAUCUCCCAGAGCCCAAAAUAAAUUCAGGUUCAUUGGAUCUGUGGCCUGGGCUGACAACCAGGAAGCAAUAUCAGGUGCUGAGAAAGCUGCUGUUGGUUCUAUCACAUUGAAGUUGGAUGCUGAUGAUAUUGAGGACUUUGAAAACUACAUGAACUCCAAAACCUUGUCCAACUCCAACUACAACCCCUGGUUUGAGGAGUACUACCAGAAGAUCCAGAACUGCUACACCUCCAAGGCCAACCCCAUGGGCUACCCUAGGGCCUGCUCUCUGACCCCUGCCAGCAUCAUCACCAGCCCAGGCUACCAGCAGGACCCAGGGGUCGUCUUCGUUAUCAAUGCUGUCUACUCUGCUGCCUUCGCCCUGCAUGAGACCCUGAAACUCAAAUGUGGUAAGUUGUUUACAAAGACAGAAAUUUAUUUUCCUCAAGGUGUCUCGUACUCAUCCGUGUGCCAGGCUUACAAAGGCAGCUCUGACCGUCGCACGCAGCUGGCCACUAAACUGGAAGGUGUCCGCUUCACUGACCCAGCUGGCAACCUGUUCAACUUUGUCAACCGCUCAGGCGUGUCCAACUACAGGUAUCUCUCCAUAGACAGGGGCUUGCUGGAUGGAGUGGUGUACAAUCAGAUUGGCUCCUUCAAUGGGACGGUGAACAUCAGCUCCAGCUAUAGCUCGAGCUGGGACAGUACGUGCAACAGACGGGAGGCCUGCGCUGAGUGCCCGGGGAUUAGAAACAGUGAUGUGCGAUACCUGUUUCACCCGAACGCCAACUUAAGCUCCACCGCCCCAGUGAUCAUUGGAUUUUUUGACAUCCACCAGCAAGGUGUUGACCCUUACCGUUGUGGUGACCUCAAUGUGCAGGGGUACCAGCAGUUCCUGGCCUUCUACUACACCAUCCAACAAGUCAUCUCUCAGUCUGACAGGAACAAGCUGAGAGUUCUGGCAAUUGACACAUGCUCCAACAACAUCAGAGUAGAUCAAGAUUUGUAUGGGCUGCUGGAAGGAGCAGGACUAUGUAACUCUAUUUUUGACCCAAGCUCUGGCAUAACUCUAGACAAGAUAGCAUCAGUGAUCACCCUAGGGGAACUAAACACUGCAGCAGCCUCCAGAGUUCUGGAAAACCCCAAAGUUACCUACCUUAGCCCCAAUGCUUUAAGCAGUCUGCUAGAUGACAAGCAGUACCUCCUUCGCACCAUUGCACCAAACAGCGCCAUGAUGCGCACCCUGGCAUCUCUGUUCAGCAAGUUGGAGUGGAAAUAUGUGGAUGCUGUGUUUGAGAGUGACAGGGCUGAGGGGAUCUAUGCUUGGGAGGAGUUUGAUUACUAUGCUGGGAAGAAUGACCUGUGUGUUGGUGAACCUCUUGCUUUGGAUGACAAAUUGACUGCAGCCAACAUUCAGCUGAAUGGAGAUAAAGGUUCAAAGGUCGUGAUUCUGUUUGGCACAACGGACUUUGUCAGACAAGUGAUGUCACUGUCAACAUCCCUGAUUGACCAGUACAUCUGGGUGCUGGGGGUGGAGUGGGAUGUGACCCCCGACUCUCUGAAAGGCAUCAUACCCCCGGGGAAGACGGUGAAACUUGUGACAACGAGAAGGAAGAGCUACCUUGUGGAGAGCUUCCAAAACUUUGCCAAAACAAACCUGCCUACUUUGAAGUGGUAUAAUGAGUGCACUAACAAACCAGACUGUAGUAAAGCAGUGGCAAAUGGCACCAACAAUUACGUACUGAACACAAUCCUGGCCACGUAUGCAGCUGCUGCAGGUUUCAGAGCUCAACCUGCUGGACAGGGCAUAAACAGAGCAACACUCAGGCAAUCAACCUUAGAUGUGACCUUGAACCUGAAUGCCGUGCCCAUUGCUGGGGAUCUGAAGCUGGCCAACCUGACCAAUGACCUGCCAUUUGACUUUGAGAAAUUGACAAGGUGGUGGAACUCUGGCUUUGAGAUUCGCAUACUCAGCGCCACGGCAGAUCAGUCCAGUGUUGUAACUAUCAAGGAACUCAAGAAAUUCCUGGUAGCAACCGACUUAACUGAUAGUCAACUUUCCGAGGCCAAAUCCGCGCUGAACAUCACCUCAGUCUGCACCAGCAAAACAGGCUGCGUAUGUGCUGCGGCGGCCGAAGUUAGCAAAACCUCCUCCCUCACAAACACAAUGACCUUUGCCCCCAGCAGGCCCCGCAACUACUACGCCUACCACGACAACGGCGACCUGAUGUACGAGUGGCCCGUGUGGGCCAUCGUUGUGGCCAUCCUGACAUCCCUCGGGCUCCUCAUAACUCUGAUCCUGUUCAUUUUCCUUCUAGCUGCCUACCAAAACAAAGGGGGCACGUCUAUUCUUGGGUACAUGGUCAUCGUUGGAAUUCUCGGCAUCUACGUUAUCAACUUCGCCUUCUUUGUUAACGCUAACGAAGGCACCUGCGGAAGCCGUCGGUUCCUCAUGGGUGUGGUCUACAUGAUAGCUUUUGCUCCCAUGCUGCUGAAGGCUAUUGACAACUGGAGGUUCAGCCAGGUGGAUGAUGACAAGGAAAGAUACAGUGGUAUAUCAUCAGCCUGUGCUCUGUUUAUGACAUCAAUUGGUAUUGUGCUGGUCCAGUGCAUCAUCCCUAUCAUCUGGCUCAUCCUGGUCCACCCCACUGCCAGCAACCUGCCUAUGGGAAACACGCGUCAUGACAACUGGUGGUGUGACCCACCGGCCGACUAUGACACCGGGAUUGUCUUGUCCAUGGUCUUUGUGAUGUUCAUUGUCUUCGUCACGGCCAUUUUCUCUGCCAUCACUUUUGACUCUGACAGGAACAACUUUGAGUCCAGGUGGAUAUUGUUUGGCAGUGUAGCCACAGCUGGAUGCUUUGUUGUCUGGAUGAUUGUGUCAACAAGUGCUGAGCCACCAUACAGGGAUGCCGCUGUGACUAUAGGCAACCUGGUAAACGCCACCCUGCUGGUGAUAGCCAUGCCCCUCCGCAAGUCUGUCCUCUUGUGUAGAGCUCUGACUAAUAAAGAGAAGGACGACCAGACCUCUGAAGUUUUAGACUAUGGCCACAACAUGGGAUACAGUAAUGAGAAUUAUCAGCUUGAUGAUUACGACAAUUAUAAGGAGAAAAGGAUCUAAACUUGAAACUAAUCAUGAUCUCGCCUGUGCAUAGCCCACACAAAACAUGUUCUUGUUCUCCUGUUAUCUCAAUGCAAGGACUGAAAGCCUGCUGCAACUUUUUUAUUUUUCUACUCACUGUGAAUGUGGAGCUGGUUGAAUGCAGUUGUUUGUUUAGCUACAUUUCAAUAGAUACAGAAGAUAAAAAUCAUUUUAGAACCAAAUUAAUUUUGAAAAUACAUUUGGUUGUAUUCUUUAAAUAUUUUUGAAGUUAAACUGGUUGAAUGCAGUUGAUUGAUUUGCUUUUUGCUAACACAGAUUACUUAGAUCAAUAUAGAUCCAAAUAGUUUUUUUAAAAAAGAAGUUUUCUUCCAUUUAAGGAUAUCUUUUUUUUCCAUUACUUUAAACUAUAAAAUCACCAUCUAUGAAUCUUAUUCUUCACAUUUUAGAACUUGAUUGUUACCAGAUAAGAAUGUAGUUAUGUGUGGAAAGUCUGUUGCUUUGAUAUUUGUUAAUCCCUGAAGUUAAAUACUAUGUAACAAUUUUUAUUUUAUUUAUAUAUAGAUAUAUAGAUAUAUUGAUGAAUACUUUAAAUAUUUGUGAAUAUUUUAUGAUCAAGACAAAAGUUGCCAAAAAUCAAAUUUCAAUGUGUGGAGUAUAUCAGUUUUGUUGCAUUACAUGUGCUAAAAAUGUCACAAUUAAAUUAUGAAAAUAAUCAAAUUAGAUCACACCACAACACUUGAGUGCCAGGUCUAAUUGAAAAACUUUUGUGAUAAACAGUGUAAGGACCUAUAUUUAUAUCUGUAAUAUAGAAAACUAUAUUUUUGUACAUUCCAUUGUUUUGACUGUUGUUUUACUUUAUGUCAGGCCUCAUUGUUUUUUUCUUUGUGUAGCGUUGUGUUGACCAUAUUUUGAAACUUUUUAUUUACACAUCUGAAUAUACACUAUACUUCCAUUUUUAUUACAAAUAGGUUUCAUAUAUUAGUUCAUUUAUUUUUGUAAAGAAAAUGAAAACAAAUGUAAGUUUAAAAAAUGGUUUAAAAGAAUAAAAAAAAUAUUGCUAAU